Messenger RNA from Carya illinoinensis, 1913 nucleotides. RefSeq names its product transcription factor bHLH3-like. Gene Ontology annotation, molecular function: DNA-binding transcription factor activity; transcription cis-regulatory region binding; protein dimerization activity. The transcript is spliced from 2 exons. Gene Ontology annotation, biological process: regulation of DNA-templated transcription. The record is from RefSeq and is a predicted model, not a curated record. The coding region runs from base 187 to 1710 and encodes 507 amino acids. Lineage: Eukaryota; Viridiplantae; Streptophyta; Magnoliopsida; Fagales; Juglandaceae. Gene Ontology annotation, cellular component: nucleus.
AAAAAGGAAAAGACAUACGGGACUGGCAUGAGAGAAUUAAUUGGGAGAUGAUAAGGUUUCAGAUCUGAGGUCGAAACCGAACGGCUCAUCUUGUGUGUUGCGGCAGUCAGAUGAGAUUGGAGGAUCUUGAAACUGAUCUCGAAAAAAGGGAAAGCCCAAAGCCCCGUUCUAAUUCUCAGGGGAAAGAUGGUUGAGACAUUUUGGUUAAAUGAAGAAGACAGAGCCAUGAUGGAGUCAGUAUUGGGUACAGAAGCAUGUGAGUUCUUGGUUGCAUCAGCUUCUGAAAAUGUGAUAUCAAAUUUAGUUACGCCGUCUGGUGAUUUGGGUGUGCAGCAGGGCUUGUCCCAGCUUGUUAGAGGGUCAGAUUGGAACUAUGCAGUUUUCUGGAAGGUUGUGAACUUGAAGUCUGGUAGUUCUGCCCUGAUAUGGGGUGAUGGACACUUCUGUGACCCAAAAGGUGGGGGAGCUAGAGACAGGAACAGAGGUGAGGAUAACAAUUUGGAUGGAGUUGGGAGGAAAGAGGACGAGGUGAAGAAGCUGGUGCUUCAGAAGCUUCAUGCUUCUUUUGGUAGGUCAGAUGAGGAUAACUUUGCAGCAAGGCUGAAUGGAGUAUCUGAUUUGGAGAUGUUCUACAUCACCUCAAUGUAUUUUACAUUUCGAUGUGAUUCCUCACGUGGACUUGGGGAGUCAUAUAUUUCUGGUAAAUCAAUUUGGGCUUCAGAUUUGCCUAGUUGCUUACGUCAUUAUCAGCAGAGGUCAUAUCUAGCAAGGUCAGCUGGGUUCCAAACUGUGGUGUUUGUACCCGUGAAAUCUGGAGUUGUAGAGUUUGGUUCGAUAAAAUCGAUUCCAGAGGAACAGAAUACUGUGGACAUGGUUAAAAAGAUUUUUGGGGAGUCUAAUUCUGCACAGUCAAAGGUGCUUCCAAAGAUUUUUGGACACGAACUUAGUCUGGGUGGUACAAAAUCCUGCUCAGUCAAUAUUAAUUUUUCCCCAAAGGUGGAAGAUGAUUCAGGUUUUACUCCUGACUCUUUUGAUGUGCAAACAAGAGGUGCCAAUACUAUUUAUGGAAAUUCUUCUAAUGGAUGUCGAAGUGAUGAUAAUGAAGCAAAAUUGUUUCCACGGUUGAACCAAAUGGUAGUUGGGGGUUUUAAUCCACAAACGAUAGUUUCUAGCAUGGAGAUGGCCAAGGAUGACUCAUCAUCUCAGCCUGAUGAGCGGAAACCCAGAAAGAGAGGGAGAAAGCCUGCUAAUGGUAGAGAAGAACCAUUGAACCAUGUGGAAGCAGAGCGGCAGAGGCGCGAGAAGCUUAAUCAGAGAUUCUAUGCAUUGAGAGCUGUUGUCCCAAAUAUAUCUAAGAUGGACAAGGCCUCUCUGCUUGGUGAUGCCAUUACCUAUAUCAACGAUCUCCAAAUGAAGAUCAGGGUUUUGGAAACCGAAAAGGAGGUGGAAAAAACUAAGAAUAAGCAGCUCUCAGCAACAGAGAUUGAUUGUCAGGCAAGACAAGAGGAUUCAGUUGUGAGGAUAGGCUGCCCACUGGAUGCUCAUCCGGUUUCUGGAGUCAUCAAAGCGUUCAGGGAACAUCAAAUUGUUGCUCAAGAUUCAAAUGUUUCAACGGAGAAUGGCAAGGUUAUUCAUACAUUUUCAAUUCGAACUCAAGGUGGUACUGCAGAGCAGUUGAAGGAGGAGCUGGUUGCUGCCCUUCUGAAGUGAUGUGAACUCUUUAAUUUAAGUUUCUGUCGGAUGACUCGAUGCUUUUCAUAGAGAAAGUGAUUCAUGUUCUUAUCUAUGUUUUAAAUUGCAUGAAACAAUUUCACUAUGAAAUAUUUUCUAUGCGAACUGAUCAUACCUGAUCAGCUAAAGAGAACCGCUAUCAGAAUAUUGGGUCUAUAUAUAAUCGAAAGCAUUUUCUUGUA